Capsella rubella is the source of this 889-nucleotide messenger RNA. RefSeq names its product classical arabinogalactan protein 9. Lineage: Eukaryota; Viridiplantae; Streptophyta; Magnoliopsida; Brassicales; Brassicaceae. Gene Ontology annotation, cellular component: plasma membrane. The transcript is spliced from 2 exons. The record is from RefSeq and is a predicted model, not a curated record. Bases 59 to 640 code for a protein of 193 amino acids.
CUUUUACAUUUCCUCACUCACUCUCUCAGAGACCAAAGCAAAAAAUAAAAAUAAAGAAAUGGCUCGAUCUUUCGCUAUCGCUGUGAUCUGUAUCGUCCUCGUCGCCGGCGUCACUGGUCAAGCUCCGACUUCACCACCAACCGCCACACCAGCACCACCAACUACAACAACUCCUCCACCAACUUCUACUCCUCCUCCUGUCUCAGCACCACCACCAGUCACAACUUCUCCUCCUCCAGUCACCACUGCUCCUCCUCCAGCUAACCCACCACCACCAGUCUCAUCUCCUCCUCCAGCUACUCCUCCUCCCGUCGCUACUCCUCCUCCAGUCUCUUCUCCUCCUCCUCCCGUUGCUUCUCCUCCACCAGCAACUCCUCCUCCCGUCGCUACUCCUCCUCCAGCUCCUCUAGCUUCACCUCCUGCUUCAGUUCCAGCUGUUGCACCGGUCACGAAGCCAGAUUCUCCAUCUCCUUCGCCGUCUUCUAGCCCACCUCUUCCAUCUAGCGACGCUCCUGGACCUAGCACUGAGUCACUCACUCCUGGUCCUAGUCCUUCCACAGAUGUAAACGACCAGAAUGGAGCUAGCAAGAUGGUAUCAAGCUUAGUAUUUGGAUCAGUUCUCGUUUGGUUUAUGAUCUAAGUUGGAGUCUUUUGUCACCAACAACAAUGUUCCUCCAAUGCAUUUAUUAUUAUGUCGUUCUUUUGUUUUGUUCCAUUGUAUUGCUUGGGACUGAAUUCUUUUGGGAUUUAUGAUCUUUUGGAGAGGAUACUACUGAGAGAGCUUUUGAGAUGGAGAGAUAGCAGCAGGAUUUUUAUUUUGUUUGCAGAUACUUUUGUGGCUUCCUUUCUCAUUCUAUUUGAUUAUUAUUAGUUGUACUUUAUUCCUUCU